Molecule: messenger RNA, 4623 nt
Organism: Harmonia axyridis
Lineage: Eukaryota; Metazoa; Arthropoda; Insecta; Coleoptera; Coccinellidae
Product: synaptotagmin-15-like
Exons: 10
Coding region: 124-1515 (463 amino acids)
Biological process (GO): regulation of dopamine secretion; cellular response to calcium ion; calcium-ion regulated exocytosis
Cellular component (GO): membrane
Molecular function (GO): calcium ion binding; calcium-dependent phospholipid binding; clathrin binding
Source: RefSeq, a predicted model, not a curated record
GCCUGCUAGGGGUUGUUUCAGUGCUUCCACCGCUUGCGAAUCGGACGCACCACUGAAACGAGAGAGUCGCGUGAAAGUUUCUUUUUACUUCUUUGAGAUCUGAAACAUGAGCAAUCUCGAACGAUGAAGCUGUACGUUAAGAAAAAAAUUCCGCUGACAUGGAGCAUGAACCCGUCACAUCCUUGGGGUACGUUCAGGAAUGUUCGUUCCUCCGAAAGUCCCAGCAGUGAUUCCACAGAACCCGCAGGAGAGACGUUCGUACAAUCGGUGGUCUCGGAACAGAAACAAGAAAUCCCUUACGAAAUAAUCUACUCUUCAAUUGUUGUCGGAUCCUGCAUUCUCAUAUUCCUCCUCAUAGCGACCCUCCUGUUCAUAAAAAGAAGACGUAGCAAGAACGAUGAAAAAUCCGGAUCAAUUCUAGUUUACCCAUCGAGCCAAGGAAAUACUGCGCAUUUUCUAACGAAAGAAAUUCAUUUUAGUCUUCCUCCCUUGAGGAGUUCCUCCAUGGGAAACCUGAACGAGCCUUGUGUUGAGGAGUCAGAUGUGGAUACUGAGUGUUUGCUUCUACCUACAACGCAUAAUCAACGAUCCAAUUCUUUCAGCUGUUAUGGUUUAGGAAUCAUAGAACCGGCUCUCUACAAGAGCACACUGGAUUUGGACGAAAUUCAGUGGCCAGAAGGACAUAUAGGACGUUUAUGGUUUUCUCUACGCUACGAACCGUCGACAGAAAAACUGCUUGUUUCACUCCUGAAGGCAAAAAACCUUCCUUCACGAACUGUGGGUACUGUUAACAGCUGUGAUCCUUUUGUUAGACUCCACCUACUACCCGACGAAAGAAGAUAUCUUCAGUCUAAGCAGAAGAAGAAAACAUGCAAUCCUUAUUUUGAUGAAACUCUUGUGUUUCAGGUAUCAUGCAAGGAAAUGUCAGAACGUAUACUGAAACUGACAGUCAUCGAUGGAGGUAGAACGAAGAAGAGAUGUGAAAUUGGACACGUGACAUAUGUUUUAGGAGAGUUGGAUUUUGGAGAUGGUUCAGAGCAACAGCUGUUCAAAAUGGAUUUAGAAAAGGAACCACAUGAAAUGAGAUCCGACCUAGGUGAGCUGCUUAUAUCAUUACUAUACAACGAGAACCUCAAUCGAUUAUCAGCAACAGUAAUAGAGGCACGCAGAUUGAAGUUUCAGGGUGAUAAACACGAAGCCUACGUCAGGAUUACCCUGAACCAGAACUACCGGGGUGUGAAAGAGAAAAGGACAAGGAUCGCCAGACCAUCCAGGGACGGAGAGGUCACUUUUGCUGAGGGGUUCAAUUUCAAAUUAGCUCCGACUCAGGUGGACAUCAGCAGUUUGGCUUUUCACGUUUUUCAAGCUACUUCUGGUUAUGGUAGGGAUAAAUUGAUUGGAAAAUGUGUCUUGGGAUCAUACAUGUUCGCAAGGGGUAAAGCUCUUGACCAAUGGAACAUUGCUAUCUCGAAUCCAAUGGAGCAGAGACAAGAGUGGCACAGUUUGUGUGAAUAAAAAAAUUUGUUUCUUCUGGAGCCAUACAAGUAUUUCUAAACCUUAAUAGUAUCAUCCUGAAAAAUACAAUUUAUUAAUAAUUCAAAAAGAUCAAUGAAAAAUAUAAACGAUUAUUGGAUAAAACAAUCAUACUCACUACUGUAACUGAAAUAGAUUUAUUGGAAUGUUGUAUCAAAAACAAUUUAUUAUGAAUGUCUAUUGAUGGUUUUACGUGUCAAUUGUUAAUAAAUACGCCUAUUCCUCCCGAUGCAGAGAAGUAGGAAAAUUGUAUUUUCUUUACUGAGGAAUUUAAAGCUAAUUUUUUGAUUUAAUUCACGAUGAUUCUGAGUAACUACUAUUCCGAACAUAGAAGAAUGAUCUUUAAAAAAUCGUAAAAUAUAUUUGAAUUCUUGUAUAUUUCCAUCUAGAAUCAACCAGCAUAAAAUUGUUGAGAAUAUUCAAAAUCCAAUUCAGCCUUUUUUUUGAAUUAUACGACAAUAUAUCAAAAUUUUCUUUUUCAAUUUUUGAAGACAUGUUUCAAACAAUAUUCUGAAUAUUUUUGAAUUCGAAAUGCGCCCAUUGAUUAUUAUGAAUCCAUCAAAGAAAAAAUGCUAAUGGUUUUCUGAUACCAUACUAAUAGUAUACAUAUUUUCAUAGGUCAUGGUUUGAAAAUGAAUUUUGCAGAAAUGAAGUUGUUUUGCUUUCAAUUUUUAAUGAAUUCAUGAGUAGAGUCCCAAACAUUUGAAAACUGAAAUUUGUUACAAUACUUUUAACUUUUUUCUUCUUUCAUCAAUUGCAUAUGCAUAGCCUCCUUCAAAACCUCUAUAAAAAAAUCUUGAAAGUUAUUAUGCUUUUUCUAUCCUGAUUCUUCUGAGCUUACCUAUGUAGGGAGAAUACAAAAUCAAAUGUAAAAUACUGUAAUAACAGUAUAAUAACAUCUCAUUCUCUUCGAGUGUUUAUCUCAAUGUUCAAGACCUCCCAAAAAAUAAGGAUUUGGGUAAACACUUUUUAUGUAUCCUACAUCAGCUCAGAAAAAAAAACAAAUACCUACUUUUAAUUAUUCAAUCGAAAACAAUAUGGUGGAAUAUUACUAUUUUGAGAGUUAAUCAUCAUUUUUCAUGUUGAAAAUAUCUAUAGACAUUUGGGAUAUCUCAUGAAUCGAAUUCAUUUCAAUAUUUUUUGUUUGUUAUGAUUGAUAAUUCUUUUGACAGCAUGUAUGAUUCAUUUUAUCUUUACUGGAUCCAAAUUGCUUCGUCUUGAAAAAUUCUAAUAAGCUUUAAUCCACAAGUUUUGUCAAAUUUUUGCGUUUUUCCACCACAUUGUGCCAUAUAGCUAAAUAAAUGUUGUUUAAUUUUUAAUAUAUUGCAAGAUCAUUUUUCAAAAUUGUGUUUUUUUCAUUCUCGCUCUCUUAAAUUUGAUUUCUUUUUCAAUUUGCUCAUGUAGACCAAUCAUCAUCCACAAAAUGUAUUAUUUAAAAAAGUAUUUUCAGUUAUGCACUAAAAUCCAAUUGGAAAUACUUUAACUUUUUUAAUUCCAAUUCAAUUUUAGUGAAUCGGACAACAUAACGUAUUCAAUUAUAAGAAACAGGAACCAUUAAGAUAAUGUGUUUAAGAGUUUGAUAAUAUUUUCCACAUAUUGAACAUGGACCAUACAUUUGUAAUGUCACCUUAUCCAUCUGACUUAUGAUCAUUUUAACAACCAUUGUUAUAAGUUCAUUGAUAAAUUUGAAAAGGAAACUUAUAGGAAUAGAAGUAAAAAUUACAAUAGUUGAAAUAAGUAUAGAACAGUGGUUUUGUAUUGUCACACUGAAAAAACAGAAUGUAACUAUUGCAUUUAAAGAUUAACUGUUAUCUCUGUAUUCAAUGUUAACAGAAUAAAACAAACAGUCCAUCAAAAGGUUGAUUAAUUUAAAAUAGGAUAAUUAAAAAUAAGAGUUUAAUAACUUCAAUAAUUUAUUUUUUAUCAGUAUGUACAGCUUUAACAAUUCUCUUCUCCAUUGAACUACAGCUAUAGAAAUUUAGAUUUGAUCUGAACUACAUACCACAAUGAUUAUGAGUAUUAUCUACGGCCUAAUCUCCAGAUAUGGAUUCACAGAAAAUUAUGAAAAUUGAUAUGUAGGAUGUGAUGAUUUUGCUUCACUUAUAAUUUGUUAUAAUUUUUCAAGGAUAUGACAUCAGAGUGCUGAGCAAUUUACAACAAUGCAUUUAUACAAUACAAUUUUUAUAGGAUUUUCAUUAUGAAAAAUGAAGUGAUAAUUUCGUCUACGGGUCUGUUACGUAGAUACAGAAAUGAACAUUUUUAACACUUACAAGAGAGUUUCUGUGACGAAAUAAAUUAAUUUAAAAUGAUGGGAAACAAGAAAUUCAUGACAAUUUUAUAGAUGAAACAGUUGAGAUUGGAAUAAACGUGUAGAAAAAGAAAUUUCUUUCAUUUAUGGCUUUAAAAUUUCAUUCGUGGAACAUCACGAGAUUUUGAUUGCAGUAGAUUAGCAAAUCUUCUACCUCGUAAAAUACAGAAAUACGAAUAACCGACAAUUAACAAAACAAAAUCCCAAUUCAUGUGUUGAGGCCAGCUCUUUUUCCACAAAUAAAUUGGGAUUUUGCAUGUUACAUGUUUAUAUUGGAAUAAUUGCUGAGAAAUAUGCUGGUAUACCUUCAAUUCUUUCGUAUUUGAAGAGGAAUUAGCAUAUUACAUCUGAUUAGAUUGUUCCGUGAGAGGUUUGGUGAACCUCCUCCUUGAUUAUAGUCCGUUCAGAGCUCAAUAAAAGUCCUCGUGUUAUCGUAUCAUGCAAAAACUAUAAAUUUCUGACUCAGAUUGUGGUGGAAUGAGAAUAUGAUGAAGAAAUGGAAGGGGACAAAAUAACAGGUUCUAUCUAGGAUGAAUAUGGAUGUAAGAUGGAUGAUCUUGGAACCUAAAAUUGAAUAGGUCUAAGAAACAAUAAUAAAUAUUACGAAUAGCAAUAGCUUCUCUUUAGCAUAUGUCUGACUUAAAGUAUCACAAGAAGAAUCUAUUCGUGAAUUAGCAAUGCUGAUAUGAACUUGACAAGCUACUGCCUGAUUGCACAUAACCUCAGAAACCAAUAUUUCAUUAUUGCUCCGACUCGCUUAACCUAUGAGAUUCCUACCCAAA